UUCAUAACAUACAGCAGCUUCCCUCAGGCAGAGAACAGCAAGAGAUUUCUAUCUCUAGUAGUGAAUUAUUUUGUCAAUCUAGCUGAAGGGGGUGGGGAAGAUGGGCAGAGUGAGAAAGAGCAAGUGAAAAAGGAUUGGGGAAGUGAGUCCAAACUACAACCGUGAGGCUUCCCUGUUUGCCUUACCCCAUUAAUUAAAAUAAUUCAGCUACUGAGCAAUCCUACAGGGAAAUAUUCUGUACGGAGGAUAAGAAGAGACCAUGAGAGCUAUGAAGGGAUCUCAGCUGUUCAUUUUGAGUGUGGUUCUGGUGACUGCCCAGGCACUCACAGUGAACACACGUGUCAAGGAAGUAAAGGUAGCACAAGGAACUAACGCCACCCUCCCAUGUGAAUUCCAGACCUCUGCUGCCACCAGCAACGCAGACUUCGCUGCCUGGAGCAAAAUAUCUCCGUUGGAAGAUGCUGUCACAAGGUAUUUUGAUGGCUUUGCACACUAUGGCCAGGGUUACGAAGGCCGUCUGCAAUUCCAUGGCACUGCGGUCACAGAUGUCAGCAUCACCCUCCAGGGGGUGACCAUGGCAGACAAUGGAACUUACAGAUGCACUGUCCAAGUGCGUGCAGAUCUCCCCCAUGCCUCUGCAGAGAUAGAUCUUUUGGUCCUUGUGGCUCCAUCCAAGCCGGAGUGUAAAGUCAUAGGGACACCGGAAUACGGACGGACCAUCAACCUGACCUGCAAUUCUCAACAGGGGUCUCCAAAACCUGAGUAUACCUGGCAAAGCUUCAGCGUACUGAACCAGCCCCGACCACUGGUGUCAGCGUCAGGACAACAGGUAACUCUGAAGAACAUCUCUGCAGACACCUCCGGCUUUUACAUUUGCACUGCCACUAACAGCGUUGGACAGGAGUUCUGCAACAUGACAGUCUCCAUUGUACCUCCAUCCAUGAACAUUGCCCUCUAUGCUGGAGUCAUUGGUGGUGUAGUUGCUGCAAUCAUUGUCAUUGGGAUUUUGGCCUACUGCUGCUGCUGCCGGGGCAGCAAGGACACGGACUACGAGAUGACUGAGCCAGAAGAGAGUGAGAAGGAGCCCGUCAGGAUUCGGGGACCAGCUGAAGAAGAGAUGGAGGAGGAGGAGGAGGAAUAUCGGACAAGAGGCAGGCCACAGAUGCCACCCACCAACACACCCCGGCUAGAUAUUUGAGGCAUAGUCACUCCCAGAAUAGGAAAGGCAAGGAAGAGGGGACUGAUUUAAGAAACACUGUUUACUCCCGACUGCUCUGAUCUCUGGUGUAGCUUAGACUGUGAGCUUCCAGGGUCUGGAGUCCAUUUCUCUAAAUCCUCCUGGGAAGUGCAUGCCUAAUGCACAGUAGGCACCACUCUAAAUAAAUAAGUAAAUAAGACACUAUGUAGAACCAAAACUUAUUUCCCAGCACUAGAACCCCUGCUUCACCCACCGUAACCCACCUUUUUGCAGACGGGGCCGUGUCAGGUUUAUUUGGGGAGCAAGGGGUAAAUCCCCUCAAUGCAAAUUACUCUGUGUCAUUAGAUCCAUGGAAGAUUUCAGCUUCAUUAAUUGGGGCUCACUGGGAAAGGGCAGACUGGUUAACUUGGGUACUCUGGUAAAUGCCACAAGUUUCAGCCAAUAGCAUGCACUGUAUUAGGCCACCGGGCACAGGCACAGUGGCAUUACCCAGUAUCGGAUUGUUUUAACUUUAAUUUGAUUUUGAGAAGCAGGCUAGUUUAGAAAAUGUCAGGUUUCUUCUUAAGCUUUCACUAAACGGGGCUUUUGUAUAUAAUCAAAAAUAUGUAACAAAAAUAUAGAACAUGAUUGCAGCUGAUCGCCAGGACCCUCCGCUGGGAACAGCUAUUGCAUUGGUACUAAUGGGAUGUCUAAAAACAGCAGAACUGACCAUUUGAUCUUACUUUUUGUACUUGCAAAGCUUUUUGGUACUGUAUAGGCAUUGUCUGCAGCAGCUGGACUCUAAUCCAUAAUUGGCAGCUGGGAGGUCUAACAGCCAAUCCUUCACCACCUCACUCCAUUUGCCUCUGCACAAAAGAGACCUGUUCCCUCCCAAAGGGAUUCUAACGGUGCAUUUUCAUGUCCCAUCCCAGAGUCCUCUAUCCUCUACUUACUCCCCCACCCCAGCAACAGAAGGGGCAGACAGUGGACCGUCUUCCCUUCACACAUGUGGUCAUCAGGGGAAGGGAGAAAACAUGGCAGUUAGUAUCAGAGGGGUAGCCGUGUUAGUCUGCAUCCACAAAACCAACGAGGAGCCCGGUGGCACCUUAAAGGCUAACAGAUUUAU
Molecule: messenger RNA, 2303 nt
Organism: Caretta caretta (loggerhead turtle)
Lineage: Eukaryota; Metazoa; Chordata; Testudines; Cheloniidae
Gene: GPA33
Product: glycoprotein A33
Cellular component (GO): plasma membrane
Source: RefSeq, a predicted model, not a curated record